CGACGCCAACCCAUUGACCACCACACUACGCCAAAUACUUUGUUUACAGACAAGAACACCAGUUUCUAAACUAUAGUGAAUGUGAAACCACUGUGGAUAGUUCUUCACGUCCAUCAACAACUAUUUUUCUUUCCACACACUAUGGACUAUUGACUCCAGAUCUUUGGCGCGGCCUUGAAAAUGCCCCAAAUCUAGUCAACAGUGUGCCUUAAAAAUGGCCAAGGCCGAUUUAUUAAAGUCCUUAAUGGACGUUGUGGGAUUUCUGGUGUUAUGUUUAGUCGUGAUUGUGAAAUCAGUGGUAAAAUCAUUACUCCCCGCCUCUUAUCAACACUUUAAAAAACUCAAAGGGGAGAUUAUUCUUAUCACUGGCGGGGGUGGCGGUUUGGGACGGUUACUAGCCUUGAGGUUGGCACGAUUGGACGCCAUCGUCGUCCUCUGGGACGUCAACGUCAAAGCUGUUGAAGAAACCGUGGAAUUAGUAAAAGGCAUAGGCGGCGUCGCUUAUGGCUUCAAAUGUGACCUUGCGGACAAAGAAGACGUGUACAAAAUAGCAAACACGACACGUCAAGAAGUCGGCGAAGUUACUAUUUUAAUAAACAACGCUGGAAUUGUUUCCGGAAAUCUCCUUUUAAACACUCCGGACCACUUAAUCAAACGCACAUUUGACGUCAACAUUUUGGCCCAUUUCUGGACCGUCAAGGCCUUUUUGCCCCACAUGAUUGAGAAAAACCACGGCCAUAUUGUAACAAUUGCGUCCAUGGCCGGCUUUGUCGGGAUUAAUAAAUUGGUGGAUUAUUGCGCCUCCAAACACGCCGCUGUGGGCUUCGAUGAAGCCCUCAGAGUCGAGUUGGAAGCCCAAGGGGUGGACGGGGUCAAAACCACCGUCGUUUGUCCCUAUUUCAUCCAGUCGACUGGGAUGUUCGACAAUGUCAACUCGCGUUUUUUGCCCACUUUGAAGUCCAACGAUGUGGCAGAUAGGAUUGUUGAAGGACUCCGGAAGGAGGAAAUCGUCGUGAUGAUCCCCGGAGUUUUCAAAACCGGAAUUAUUUUCAAAUUUUUAUUCCCAUGGGCGUGUAUAUCGAUGUUUUUGAGAGGUUUGGUUCCGGAUGCCGCCCCUCAUCACCACCUUCCAGUGCAAACUAGUGAGAAAAGUGAUUUUACAACUAAAUCGGAUAUUUUGAAGAGUUCUCUAGCUUCGUUAGAUCAACGAGAGGGGAUUAGUGGAAAGAAUCUUUAGUGAUUUUUUUUUGUCAAAGGUUGCAGUCAUUGGGUUUUAUUGUUCGUUUUAAAACUGUGUGACUUUUAAUUUAAUUAAAAUAUUUUUAUUACUAAA
This is a messenger RNA of Tribolium madens (black flour beetle), 1333 nucleotides long. RefSeq names its product estradiol 17-beta-dehydrogenase 11. Gene Ontology annotation, cellular component: lipid droplet. The record is from RefSeq and is a predicted model, not a curated record. Lineage: Eukaryota; Metazoa; Arthropoda; Insecta; Coleoptera; Tenebrionidae. Gene Ontology annotation, molecular function: oxidoreductase activity, acting on the CH-OH group of donors, NAD or NADP as acceptor. Bases 215 to 1237 code for a protein of 340 amino acids. The transcript has 6 exons.